Messenger RNA from Lingula anatina, 1372 nucleotides. RefSeq lists its product as uncharacterized. The record is from RefSeq and is a predicted model, not a curated record. Lineage: Eukaryota; Metazoa; Brachiopoda; Lingulata; Lingulida; Lingulidae.
UUAUUGUGGAUAACAAGGACAUUCAGCAUUGCGUCAUGUAUAAAAGUAAUUCAUAGGUCGCCUGUGGCUCAUUCCCGACGUAGCUCUGUGCACACCCGGACGAAGAGGCAACACCGCUGGCUGGCAAAGUGGAUUGAAAAAGACAUUUUUGAAAUUCAAAAGAAGAUACUGACCCUGGCAAUGUUUACCAGAUAUUGGUCAUGGUGUUUUCUGCUUACAAUGGCUGUCUUCUGUACCGCAGAUCAGUCAUGUGGCUGUCAAGGCGAAUAUGCCUGGAGCGCCUGCACCUCUUCUUGUGGUGGUGGACUGCAGACUCGAAGAUGUAGCGACACCAGCAUCGUCACGCGGGUGUGCAACGAUCAGGCUUGUGCAAAAGUACCGGAACCUCUUGGAUUCUGGCCGUUGCAAAACUCCACUGAGGGACGGGACUGUAGUCGUCAUGGCAACAACGCUGAUGUCCACGGCGUAUCAUUUAAUCGUGAAAGCUACGAUGACGCCUAUAGCUCUGCAAAAUUUACAGGAACGGCUUCUUCUUAUCUUACAAUUCCGAAUGAAGAUGGCAGUUUAGAGACUCGCUCGUUUACGUACGUCGCCUUUGUGAGAAUCUUCGCUGGAGAUGCCAAGAAUGAGAGUCCCCUGUUUAAUUUUCAAAUUGACGAAAAUGGUGUCUUCAGUAAGUAUGGCACCCACGUUUGGAUUCUAGGUCAUAAUGGACUCUAUGUUCUGUUGAUGAUUGCGCAGCCGUACAAGUCAACUAGUUCCUAUUCACUUCCCGUAUUCUCAGGCUCUAACUGGGUUCACGCUGCCGUUUCCUACGACUAUACCACCGGGCUGUACCAUAUUUACAAGAACGGCGUUGAAUUGGGGGAGGCGUAUGUCGGCCGACACAUCCAUGCUACAAGCGGUUCAGUUCGUAUUGGCGCGCGCCACCUAUCGUCUGGCGAUGCCCGCUACUUCAAAGGAGCCAUGAAGUGUGUACAGUGGUUUGGUGAAGCGCUCACCGCGAAGCAGAUUCAAGAGACCAUGCACGCUUGCGAUAACCCCGUGCCUUGUCGUGGUUAGUCCACGGAACUGUUUCACAAAUGGACUUUAUCCUGAAAUAGGCCUAUCAAUAUUUUUCUUUUACGCCGAACACCUAAUCUUGACCCACGAUAAAGAAGUUGUACAUAGUCUAUGAAGAAUCAAAAUCGUUACAGCGUUUUCUUUCUUUGACACAUUAAAUAAAUUUGAAAAUUAUUGCAUUGUGAUGAAAAGUAUUCAAAAAGAGGAAUUGGUAGACAAAGUGUGUUGCAUUUAAAGUGUAACUUGUUCUGUUCCGUUUGUGAUUCUUCAAAUUUAAUUUUUUUUAGAAAUAUCUGUAGAUCUAACUAAC